CUCUGCUCAAUCACUUCCGGACUCGGGCAGCGGAGGAAACGCGGCACCGGCGACAAAUUAAGAGCUUGUUGUUGUAUUAAUGCCGGAGAGACGCUGCUGCCGCCGCCGCACACAGAGCUGCCACACACCGGGCUGUGGCUGUCGUCCCCCCCGCAGCUGAGAGCUGGAUCACCCGCUGACACACAGACACAGAGCCGGGAGCCGGGGACCUUCCACCGGGCUGGUCCUUUGGGCGUUUUAUAACAACAGUGUACAUCUCCAAAAGAAAGAAGAAAGUGAAGGGAGCAGAAGAAAAGAAGGACUGACUGCAACAGCAGGAGUUUUCUCACAGCUCAUCCUCGACCUCACUCUCUUCCCACUGCUCUCCCAAGUCAUCGCAGCUUCACCGAGAUGAAACUGAAGGAGGAACUGAACCCCUUGCUGCUGCUCCUCUUCCACCUUAUGGUGUGGAUCUACACCUUCAUCACCUUCCUGCCAUGCUGCCUCGUCAGCUGGGUCUCGGUGCCAGAGGCAGGGUUCUGCGGCUCAGAGGAGGAGCGAGCCAAGAGAGCGAAGGCCCUCUCUGUGCUGGGAUGUCCCGAGGGACCCUACAGGGCGCUGAGUGCCACCAAGACACUGGCGACGUCGCUGCACCCGGGAGUGGACACCCUGGAUAAGAUGUUUGAGUUCGCAGCCACGAGGUUCCCCCACAGAGACUGUCUCGGGGCGAGGGUGGUGAUCAGUGAGGAGGACGAGGAACAGAGCAAUGGGAAGCUGUUCAAGAAGGUGGUUCUUGGUGAGUACACCUGGCGCUCCUACCACGAGGCCCUCACAGCAGCGUCCCAGCUGGGCAGCGGCCUGGCAUCGCUGGGUCAGCGGCCGAAAAGCAACAUCGCCAUCUUCUGCGAGACGCGAGCAGAGUGGCUCAUCGCUGCCGAGGCCUGCUUCAUGUACAACUUCCCAUUGGCCACCCUUUACUCCACACUGGGAGGUCCAGCCAUCGCUCAUGGCUUGAAUGAGACUGAGGUCACACACAUCAUCACCAGCAGGGAGCUCCUGGAAACUCGACUCAAGGAUAUCCUAAUUGAAGUUCCAAGGCUGCAGCAUAUCAUUGUGGUGGAUGACGCACCAACCUCAUGGCCCGGCUAUCCACGUGGCAUCACUGUCCACAACAUGGCUGCCGUUCAGGAGCUGGGGGCCAGGCCUGAGAAUGCUGCACGUGAGCGUAAGCAGCCGCUGCCUUCAGACAUUGCAGUCAUCAUGUACACCAGCGGAUCCACGGGCAGACCGAAGGGCGUCAUGAUCUCCCAUAGCAACAUUAUCGCUGGGAUCACAGGGAUGGCAGAGGUCAUACCUAAUCUGUGUGAGGAAGACACCUACAUUGGCUACCUGCCUCUUGCCCAUGUUCUGGAGCUCAGCGCAGAGCUCGUAUGUAUUUCUCAUGGCUGUAGGAUCGGCUACUCCUCACCUCAGACUCUUGCCGACCAGUCAACAAAGAUCAAGAAAGGAAGCAAGGGAGACACCAGCGUCCUGCAGCCCACUCUGAUGGCAGCUGUUCCGGAGAUCAUGGAUCGCAUCUAUAAAAGUGUGAUGACCAAGGUCGAGGAGAUGAACUGUAUCCAGCGAACACUCUUCAUUCUGGCGUACAACUACAAGCUGGAGAAGCUCAGUGAAGGAUACAGCACACCUCUAUGUGACAAGUUGGUGUUCAGGAAAGUUCGCUCUCUGCUGGGAGGUCAGACGCGGGUGUUGCUAUCAGGAGGAGCGCCGCUCUCCGCAGCCACACAGCGCUUCAUGAAUGUGUGUCUGUGCUGCCCAGUGGGUCAGGGAUAUGGCCUGACGGAGACAUGCGGCGCUGGAACCAUCAGCGAACUGUGGGAUUACAGCACUGGGAGAGUGGGAGGGCCGCUGGUUUGCUGUGAGAUAAAGCUCAAAGACUGGGUGGAGGGUUGUUACCAUAGUACAGACAAGCCACAUCCUCGAGGAGAGAUUCUGAUCGGUGGACCAAACGUAACCAUGGGAUACUACAAGAGCGAGGAUAAAAACCAGGACUUCUUUGUAGACGAGAGAGGUCAGCGGUGGUUCUGCACAGGAGACAUCGGAGAGUUUCACAAAGAUGGGUGCCUCAAGAUAAUAGAUCGUAAAAAAGACUUGGUGAAGCUGCAGGCAGGAGAGUACGUCUCCUUGGGGAAGGUGGAGGCCAUGUUGAAGAACUGUCCUCUGGUCGACAACAUCUGUGCCUAUGCCAACAGUGAUGAGACAUAUGUGAUUGGCUUUGUGGUGCCCAAUCAGAAGCACUUGCUGGCUCUGGCUGACCAGUAUGGUAUCCGAGGAUCUCGGGAGGAGCUGUGCAACAGCAAGGCCAUGGAGGAGCUGGUCCUCAAGGUCAUCACUGAGGCUGCUCUCACUGCCCAGCUCGAGCGCUUUGAGAUUCCUCGCAAGAUCUGUCUGAGUCCAGAACCUUGGACUCCUGAGACUGGAUUAGUAACUGACGCAUUCAAACUCAAACGCAAGGAGCUGAAAACACACUACCAGGAUGACAUUGAGAGAAUGUAUGGUGGGAAAUGAUGGCACAUCGUUGUUGAUUCUCAAAGCAUAGACCAACACUUGACUGAGAAAAACUUCCACUGCUCUCUCACUUCUCCCCUCUGCUCCCUACUCCACCAGUAAAAGAGCCACAGUGACCUUAAUCCGUGCUAAAUCUUAAUGUUCUUUAGAUCUAAAGAAAGAAGGAUAAGGGGUGGAGGUUGCACUUUCCCCCUUUACUGUGCACUUAUUUGAAUUUGCAACUUAAAAGCAGGCUGAAAAAGAAAAAGAAUCCCUGUCCGCUGCUGCUUUUCCCCUUAUUUUAAAUCCAGGUGUGUGACCUCUGUGUGGAGAUCUUAUUGUUCCAGAUGUCAGUUAUGAAACAGAUCAUGUGUGAGCUGAUGUCGUCUGUUGAACUCCUUCCUGAGAGCCGCAGCAGAACCUCAGGUCGGUCAGGCAGGACUGUUACGUUGUCACUUUGUGCUCGUCCAUGACACUCGAUUGGUCUCAAAAUGUUUCCUUUUUUUCAUAAACCUUCUCCACUCUUUCUUUUAGUCUUUCCUGCAGGUUAGGAGACGGUUAACUCUUGAUUAUUAUUUUUUUUUUCUUUUUUUUUUUUCUUUUUAAACACAUUUUGUUUUCUGUGGUUUAUUUUGUCUGCCACCCGCAGCCAGACUUUGACUCCCACACUCGUGGGACGUCUCUAACAUCAGCACAUCUUGAUACCAAAAGCACAAAAGUCAUUUGAGUGCAAUGAGAGCAAGUUGGUAAAACACUGCAGUUUUUAUUUUUCAUUAUUAUCAAUGUAGCUGUUGCUCCUUUUUUAGGAAAAUUACAAAAUUGCACCUUAUGGGCUGAUUUUCAAAAGAAAAGAAACAAAGAAGUUGUUUAGUCUACGGAGUUUUCCUACAAUGAAAGAGUAUACUUUUCUAUGAGCUGCACAGGUUUGUGUGCACAAGAAUACACAGAUGAAAUUAUUGUGUAAUCAUUGUCAUCUUUGAUAAAUCAUAGUGCAAUAUGAAAAUGUAUCAUUUCUGUCCCAAGUGAGGCAGUUGAUUACAGAUACGGUGUAAAAACUUUCUCAGUGAACAUGGGUGCAUCAGCUGGGAAAUGAUCACACUUUUACAUGUCGAUGUGUGUAAUGCUAACAUUUGUUUUGCAGAACUGUCAUCACCGGUUUAAAGCUUUGUUAGCUAUUUAAAGGUUCAGUAUGUAGAAUUUAGUGACAUCUAGUGGUGGAGGUGCAUGUUGCAGCUGAAUACCCCUCACCUCACCCUCCCCUUCCAAACACGAAGGAGAACCUGUGGCAGCCUUCAUGUG
Molecule: messenger RNA, 3825 nt
Organism: Hippoglossus stenolepis (Pacific halibut)
Lineage: Eukaryota; Metazoa; Chordata; Actinopteri; Pleuronectiformes; Pleuronectidae
Gene: acsl3a
Product: acyl-CoA synthetase long chain family member 3a
Exons: 15
Coding region: 391-2547 (718 amino acids)
Biological process (GO): long-chain fatty-acyl-CoA metabolic process; neuron differentiation; long-chain fatty acid metabolic process
Cellular component (GO): plasma membrane; endoplasmic reticulum; lipid droplet
Molecular function (GO): long-chain fatty acid-CoA ligase activity
Source: RefSeq, a predicted model, not a curated record